Molecule: messenger RNA, 1766 nt
Organism: Epinephelus fuscoguttatus (brown-marbled grouper)
Lineage: Eukaryota; Metazoa; Chordata; Actinopteri; Perciformes; Serranidae
Gene: lg4h15orf61
Product: linkage group 4 C15orf61 homolog
Exons: 2
Coding region: 444-914 (156 amino acids)
Source: RefSeq, a predicted model, not a curated record
UGCGUUUCCUGCCGGAAGACUUUAGCAGGAGUACCAGGUCAGAGCUAACACCGUAGAAUGUAAGCUAACGCGCACAGAGAGCUUCUCUCUAUACAGGUCUCUGAACUGGUUAAGAAUAAAUUGAGUGUAUGUGUUCAGCAUGUGUAUCCGGACAUGUGGCUCUGUGUAGCGGAUUAUAUUCAGCAGAAUCACUGUUUAGCUCACAAACAGAGACUGUCCCGUUUGCUAGCAUUGGCUCACAUUAGCUGCUCCUCAUUAACAUGUCCUGUGUGCAGCGCUGCUUUGAAGGAGUGUAGAUACAGCGUGUUUUGCUUUUGUGCAUCAGCUGGUUUAAAAACGUUGGUACAUUUCAUCUAUGUCCAGUCAGAGCUCUGUCUGUGAGUAAUUUGAAUGCAGUCCAACUGCUAAAACACAAAAAGCAGCAGGUGAAUCACUCACAAGUCAUGAAGGAGGUUUUAAGGAAGGUGCACAGCAUCUUUUUAAAGAUCGUCCUGUUACCGAGCACACUUGGCAGGACAGGCCCUCGACCGGCUGCCUCGGAGGUGCUGACCUGCCACCUGCUGCAGCGGAAACUCCCACCGUGGACCUCAUACUGUGUCCGCUACAGCUCCGUUCACAAUGACCAGUUUGGACUGUCAAACUUUAACUGGAGUGUCCAGGGAUCGAACUAUCAGAUACUGAGGACAGGCUGCUUCCCCUUUAUAAAGUAUCACUGUACCAAAGCGCCUCCACAGAACCUGGACUUUGAGGACAAGUUUUUCACCAUGUUGAAAGCUCUUAAUCUGGGCAUCCCAUGUUUGGCCUACGGCAUUGGUUGCUGGAUGGUGGUGGGAGCUCAGGAAACAGUGCAGACAAGUGCUGGACCUGUCACCGUCUAUUUCGCCUACAAAGAAGACGAAGGCGCACAGCACUAAACUGUGAACAAAGCACUAUUUUUAUUAUUAGAGUGUUUUCAAGACACUCUUCUCGUCCAAGUUGCUGUAUUUAUAAGUGAUGUUCAGGUGGACCUACUGACACAAGUGUCAUCUUGUGUCACCGGUGCCCCUGUUGUCUAACUGCACAGGUUCAUUUGUGUUUAAUUAUUUAAGGUUUAAAAGUUGCAGCACAGGAGUCAGUUAUGCAUGUUAUUACACUGACAUACAAUACUGACAGUGUUUGUUCGGAAAGCUAACUUUCCAUUAAAGAUUAAUGGAAAGUUUAGGAUUUCUCGAAGAAUAGACUGUUUGACACGGCGUCUUUUCCUGGAUGUUUUCAUGGUGAUGUUGAGGAACAUCUCCAGUGCAUGUGUCCUCAGAGUCAGUACACUGUAAAAGUAUAUUUUUGCAACAGAUAUUAAAGUGUAUGAAAUGACAGAUGUUUAGAUGUUUUUUUAAAGAUAUUUUUUGGGCAUUUUUAAGCCUUUAAUUGACAUGACAGACAAGUGUGAAAGGGGGAGAGAGAGAGGGAGUGACAUGCAGCAAAGGGCCACAGGCUGGAUUCGAACCCGGGCCGCUGCGACAACAGCCUUGUACAUGGGGCACCUGCUCUACCACUAAGCCACCGACGCCCCUGACUGUAGUGGUUUUUAACGCUAUCUGUGUGUGUCAAAAGGGUCAGCCAGCUUCUCAAGAUGGAAAAAAAGUGAUGACAAACAAGAUAGCUUUUCAUUUAAAGCCCAAGUCUUACGAAUUAUUAAUAAUUCAUGUGAGUGAUACCAAGUGGCAUUAUUUAUUUGACACUACCAUGUCUUCUGCUUCAUUCUGUGUGACAAAUACAGGAAUUUAAAU